AUGAGGCCAUCAAGCAAGCUAUUAAACUCAUUGAGGAGUCUCCAGAGAGCUGCCCCAACGUGGUUAUCUUCACGGAUGCUCUGUCAGUACUCCAAGCACUGGAAAAUUCCAAACAAACAUCCAUCUCCAGGACACUUCAGCCUAUGCAAAACAAGAGUUGUGUCCUUACAAUGGAUACCUGCACACUGUGGUGUACCUGGAAAUGAGAAUGCAGACAUAUUAGCCAAGCUUGGAGCUACAGAUAACCAGCCACAAAAUGCCAUUACUCACGAGGAGAAUGUGACAAUGAUUAAAGCACUUACAAAGCCAAGGCCAACCAAAGAUGACUACCACCUACUAGAAAGAUGGGAACAAGUCAUCAUCUUAAGGCUUCGCACAGGACAUAACAGGUUAAAUGCCCACAUGUGUACAAAGCUUAAAUUGUCUCCCUCUCCGAUGUGCCACUGUGGUCUGGAACAGAAAACUGCUGAGCACAUUCUGCAGAGAUGUCCAUGUCUGGAAAACCAAAGAAAAAGUGUGUGGCCAAACAGUACCCUAAUAAAAACCAAAGUGCACGGCAAGAAGGAGGACCUGAAGAAGACGGCAUCCUUCAUUGCUGGAUCAGGGGUGACAGUGUAG
This is a messenger RNA of Mercenaria mercenaria, 618 nucleotides long. RefSeq lists its product as uncharacterized. Gene Ontology annotation, molecular function: nucleic acid binding; RNA-DNA hybrid ribonuclease activity. Lineage: Eukaryota; Metazoa; Mollusca; Bivalvia; Venerida; Veneridae. The record is from RefSeq and is a predicted model, not a curated record. Bases 1 to 618 code for a protein of 205 amino acids. The transcript has a single exon.